This is a messenger RNA of Topomyia yanbarensis, 2320 nucleotides long. Its product is annotated as dipeptidyl peptidase 3-like. The coding region runs from base 105 to 2267 and encodes 720 amino acids. NCBI's taxonomy places the organism in Eukaryota, Metazoa, Arthropoda, Insecta, Diptera, Culicidae. The record is from RefSeq and is a predicted model, not a curated record. The transcript has 5 exons. Gene Ontology annotation, cellular component: cytoplasm. Gene Ontology annotation, biological process: proteolysis. Gene Ontology annotation, molecular function: metalloexopeptidase activity; dipeptidyl-peptidase activity.
AAACGGUUCAAAACAAACAUAGCCGAAACCGGUUCAGUUCAGUUCUUCUAGCCAGGGUCCUAUUUCUGUGAUCAAAAGCAGCAUACACAAAACAUCGGACCGAAAUGAUCAACAAAAGUCAUCACGUUCUUCCGAAUACCCAGCCAAUUGCGGUGCUGGAAUGUGCAACCGCUUUUAAAGCUCUUACUGAGAAGGAAAAACUGUAUGCCCACCACUUUAGCCAGGCAUGCUGGGCAGGCGGGCUGAUUGCCUUGGUCCAAUCGAGCCCGGAAGCUCCGCUGAUCUUUUCCCUACUGCAUCGUCUGUUACUGGUGCAACCUAUCGGGGAGUUGAAGGAGGCCGCACUGGAGGCGGGUAUUAGCGAGGAUGAAUUUACGGCAUUUCUGGUGUACGUCUGUGGCUUCCUGUCCAACGCCGGUAAUUAUAAGGGCAUGGGUGCCAGCAAGAUUGUACCAAAUUUAGACGAGGACAGACUGGAUCUGAUCAUUAAGAGCUCGAAAGCGUUUAAAGAGGACGCUGCAACGAUCGGAUCGCUUUGGGAGAAGACGAGGAAUCCAAUUUUCUUACUGACAGAACGAACAAAAACUCUGGGAUUAUGCGACCGAGGAGUAACAACGUACUUCUCGGGGAACGUAACCCGCUACGAUACGGAACUGAUCACUGAAUGGAUGAUGGAGAACAAGUUUGAAGCAUACAAUUGCCGAACAUUCAAGACCUUUGAGAAUGACAAAAACGUGUACAAUAUAAAGCUUGCCUCCGCCAGGGAAGGAGAGAAAGAAGGAUUGACGACAUCCCCUGUUGAGUACAAAGGAAACAUUUUCAAGAUCACCCGGGGCGAUUACAAGGAAGUUAUGCAGAUUGUUAAUGACCAUUUGGCAGAGGCAAGCAAAUUUGCAGCGAAUGACUAUCAGAAGCAUAUGAUCGACGGUUAUAUUGAAAGCUUCAACGAAGGCAGUUUAGAGGCCCAUAAGACUGGUUCCCGCCAUUGGAUUAAGGACAAGGGACCGGUUGUUGAGACAUAUAUUGGUUUUAUAUUUAGCUAUAGGGAUCCAGUUGGGCAGCGCGGCGAGUUUUGUGGUUUUGUCGCUAUGGUCAACAAAGAAAUGUCAGCUAAAUUUAAGUUAUUGGUUGAAAAAGCGGAAAGUUCCAUUAAACUGUUACCCUGGGGAGAGGAUUACGAGAAGGAUGAAUAUCUGCAGCCAGAUUUUACCUCGCUGGACAUUCUUACCAUGUCGGGGUCGAUGCUACCGUCCGGGAUGAACAUCCCUCGUUAUGAAGAAAUUUCUCAAGAUGAAGGUUUCAAGAACGUCUCCUUGGGAAAUGUGAUUGCUAAUAUAAGCCAAACACAACCGAUUCCAUUCCUAUCGAAGGAGGAUGAGGCUUUGAUGAAGCGCUACAAGGCGGCAUCGUUUACAGUUCAAGUUGGCCUUCACGAGCUGCUGGGGCACGGAAGUGGGAAGUUGCUUCGAAUCAAUGAGAAGGGUCAGUACAACUUUGACAGGAAGAAGGUAAAAAGUCUGUUGGAUGGAGAGCCAGUGAGCAAAUGGUAUGAGCCCGGUGAGACUUUCGACACUAAGUUCGAAUCAGUAGGCAAAAGUUAUGAAGAGUGUCGUGCGGAAGCGGUUGGACUCUACCUCAGUUUGGAUCGAGACAUUUUGGAGAUUUUUGGCUACACCGAUAAGCAGGAAAUCGAGGAUAUUAUAUAUGUCAACUGGUUAUUGGUUGUGUGGGCUGGUGUUGGGGCUGCAUUGGAACUGUAUAAUCCAACGCAGAAAACCUGGCUGCAAGCUCACAACCAAGCCCGGUUUGUUAUAAUGAAAGCCUUGCUAGAAGCCGGUGCAGGUCUGGUCAGCGUUGAAGAAACCGAGGCAGGCCAAAAUCUUCUACUAAAGCUUGAUCGCAGCAAGAUCAAUACGGUUGGUAAAGAGGCGAUCAAGCAACUUUUAAUAAAACUCCAGUUCUAUAAAUCGACGGGUGAUGUUGCGGGGGCGACCAAACUGUACGAUCAUUAUUCGGAGGUCAAUGAGACGGGUCCACAUCCGUGGGCUAGGUGGAGAGAUAUCGUACUUAUGCGGAAACAGCCCCGAAUGAUCAAUGUCCAGGCGAAUACCGUUCUGGCUGAGGAUGGUUCCGUACAGCUUAAGUUGUACGAAUCGAACUUCGAAGGAUAUAUCGAGUCCUGGAUGGAUCGCUACCCAAAAACGGAUAUCGAUGAAGUGCUGGAACGAAUCUACAAACAAGAUGAGGUGUAUUUUCCGAAUCUUUAAUACUUACUGAAUUGUUACUCUUGUGAAUAAAUAUAUCGUACAAGAUUUUUGAA